This is a messenger RNA of Cololabis saira (Pacific saury), 2889 nucleotides long. Its product is annotated as double-strand-break repair protein rad21 homolog A-like. Gene Ontology annotation, cellular component: synaptonemal complex; cohesin complex. The record is from RefSeq and is a predicted model, not a curated record. Bases 182 to 2092 code for a protein of 636 amino acids. Lineage: Eukaryota; Metazoa; Chordata; Actinopteri; Beloniformes; Belonidae. Gene Ontology annotation, biological process: replication-born double-strand break repair via sister chromatid exchange; synaptonemal complex assembly; mitotic sister chromatid cohesion. The transcript is spliced from 14 exons. Gene Ontology annotation, molecular function: chromatin binding; protein binding.
GUUUUAAAAGGCCAGCCUGAGCGGGAGCGCGGCGGCUGGCGCCAUCUUGGCUGUUUUCAUGAGUACAACAGGGAACAACUCGCUGGGAGAAGUCACAUAAUUACUGGGAUUUCACCGUAGCGGCGUUGCUCUGGGUCAACCAUACUACAGUUGGAGUGUGUGAAGCCGGGGAAACGGGGCCAUGUUCUACGCCCACUUUGUCCUCAGCAAACGUGGGCCGCUAGCCAAGAUCUGGCUGGCGGCCCAUUGGGACAAAAAGCUGACCAAGGCCCAUGUGUUUGAAUGCAACUUGGAGAGCAGCGUGGAGAGCAUCAUCUCGCCUAAGGUAAAGAUGGCAUUGCGUACAUCAGGCCACCUGCUCCUCGGAGUGGUGAGAAUCUACCACAGGAAGGCCAAGUACCUGCUUGCUGACUGUAAUGAAGCCUUCAUCAAGAUCAAAAUGGCUUUCAGACCAGGUGUGGUGGAUCUACCGGAGGAAAACAGAGAGGCUGCAUACAACGCCAUCACCUUACCUGAAGAGUUCCAUGACUUUGACCAGCCUCUCCCGGAUCUGGAUGACAUUGAUGUGGCUCAGCAGUUCACCUUGAACCAGAGCAGAGUGGAAGAGAUAACCAUGAGGGAAGACGUUGGCAACCUCAACCUCCUGCAAGACAAUGACUUUGCUGACUUUGGUAUGGACGACCGGGAGAUGAUGCGGGAUGCCAGCACUUUUGAGGAGGACAUCAUGCAGGGUGCCACGGCAUCAAACCUCCUGCUUGAGGCAGAACCCGGUCCAGCUACCCUCCCUGAUAAAUCCAACCACAUGGAGUAUGAUGAUUUUGGGGAUGGGUCCAUGGGCAAUACUGAUGGUGGAAUGCUUGUUGACAAGCUGUUGAGCUCUGAAGAUGGAGGUGGCAUCUUUGAUGAUCCUCCAGCCAUUACAGAGAGUGUAAUGAUGCCUCCAGAUCACGGAGAUGAUGAGGAUGACUUUGACAACCUCCACUCGCCGGGUCCAGACAGUCCAGAUUCCGGCCCAGCAGAGCCACUGCCAGCAAUGGCCGACCAGACAGAGCAAACUACUUUAGUUCACAACGAAGAAGAAGCUUUUGCCCUGGAGCCCAUUGACAUCACGGUGAAAGAGACCAAGGCAAAGCGUAAAAGGAAGCUGAUUGUCGACAGCGUGAAAGAGCUGGACAGUAAGACCAUUAGGGCCCAGCUAUCCGACUACUCAGAUAUUGUGACCACCCUGGACCUCGCUCCCCCCACAAAGAAGCUCAUGAUGUGGAAGGAGACUGGAGGAGUGGAAAAGCUUUUCUCCCUGCCCGCCCAACCCCUCUGGAAUGCCAGACUCCUCAAGAUGUUCACACGCUGCCUAACGCCCCUGGUGCCAGACGAGCUGAGGAAGAGGAUAAAGGGUGGAGAAGCAGACAGUCUGGAUGAGUUCCUCAAAGAACUGGAGAACCCCGAGGUGCCUAGAGAGGAGGUCAUGUCUCAGCACAGAGAUGUCAUUGACCAGACUAUCAUGGAGGAGCCCAGUAUGCUGGCUGUGUCUGCCAUGGAGGGCAGCAGGACGACUCUAGAUGAGACCGUCAUGCCUCCUCCAUCCACCCCCCGUGGUGUUAAACGCAAGAACGUCGACAAAGACAGCGCCCUUCCCAUGGCUCCCUUAGAGCAGCAGCAGCAGCCACAGCAAGUGGCUGACCGCUCAGACCUGAGGUUAGACAUGACGGUGGACCUGCCCCCCGAAGACGGCAGCAUCAACCUCACCCAGCUCGUCCCAGAGCUCGACCUCCUUGGAAGCAAAGGAAAGGACAAGAAAGACGACAGUGAUGAAGACGAGGAGGAGGGUCAGACCGGAGACCAGGACCAAGAGGAGAAGAGAUGGAACAAGAGAACCCAACAGAUGCUGCACGGUCUACAGCGCGUCAUGGCAAAGACCGGUGCAGAUUCAGUCAGGCUGCUUGACUUGUGCCGGAACAACAACAGAAAGCAGGCAGCGGCCAAGUUUUACAGUUUCCUGGUCCUGAAGAAGCAGCAAGCCAUCGAGGUCACUCAGUCUGAACCCUACAGCGACAUCAUUGCCACCGCUGGACCAAGAUUCCACCUCAUUUAGACAUUGGAACAAUAGACACUCUGCUUGCAACAGACAUACUUUUUUUAUUUCUAAUUUACUCAACUCUACUUUUUUUUUAAUUAUUAUUUUGUGUUUUCCUGUCGGCCCGAUGUUUUCUUUUUUGCUUCCUCUGGGGAGGGGGAGGGAGUAGUAGGAAAAGGUUUGGAAACUUAAAAAUAAAAGGAUUUUACUGUACUACAGAGGGAAUCAUGCAGUAUUCUUGGAUUAUAUGGAUUAAGUAAGAAUGUUUGACAAGUAUAUUUAUAAAGCACCCUUUUAAAGCCCCUAGUUGGUAAACCUCUUUCUUUUUUUUUUUUUUUUUAAAGUUUAAGUUCUUUUGUCUGCUGAUUUCUUCAUAUACUUUCUCUUUUUAAAUCUGUGCCCCUAUUUCAACUGAAAUUUUAAAUCUUUUUUAAGAUAAAUCCGUAUGAUCACGUAGUAUUUACUGCAUAUGUUCUGGAAAGGUACUGUUCAAUUACUCAUAAGUGUAACUUCCAUCUUACCCCUGCUGCACUUGUCCUUCGAUCAAACAAAAAGGUUAAUCUGUCAAUAAAUUCUUCAAUUUUACCCUGGCAUUAAAUAGGUUUCAGAUGUAUAAUUCAGGCAGUUUAUCAACUAAGGUUUAUGUACAUUUUCUUUUUUUUUGUACCUUUUUAUUUGAUGCUUAUUUGCUGUUUUGCAUUAUGUAACUAGGUAAUGUACUUGUUACAGUUAAGUUCACUAUCCCACCUUUUAGUCUUUGGGUAACCUCUAGUUGUGAUACAUCUGUAAAGAUUUGAAAUAAAGUGUUUUAAAUA